Molecule: messenger RNA, 2973 nt
Organism: Orycteropus afer afer
Lineage: Eukaryota; Metazoa; Chordata; Mammalia; Tubulidentata; Orycteropodidae
Source: RefSeq, a predicted model, not a curated record
ACACACAUGGUGAUACAAAUACCAGUUUGAGCCUCUCAGUUAUUUUCUCUCAAGGGCUGGAGCCAGCCACACGGGAUAAAGGAAGGAACUGGAGGAGCAAAUUUUUUAAGGGAGAAGACAGAUUCUGUUCUGUCAGGUUCCUCUGAGUGUGUAUAAGGGGAGAGAGAGAGGAGAGAGGAAAAGCAAGAGGGAGAGAGGGGGAGAAGGGAUCUGUUGCAGGCAGGGGAAGGCGUGACCUGAAUGGAGAAUGCCAGCCAAUUCCAGAGACACACAGGGACCUCAGAACAAAGAUAAGGCAUCGCUGACAACACACCGGGGACGAGCUUGCAGACAAGUCAGGCCGGGAGGGACAGAGGCCAGAAGACCAGAAACAACCAAGUCAGGAAAAUGAGGUGGCUCCUUCUCUAUCAUGCUCUGUGCUUCUCCCUGUUGAAGGCUUCAGCCCACACCGUGGAGCUAAAUGAUAUGUUUGGCCAUAUCCAGUCACCAGGCUAUCCAGACUCCUAUCCAAGUGAUUCUGAAGUGACAUGGAAUAUCACUGUUCCAGAGGGAUUUCGGAUCAAGCUUUACUUCAUGCACUUUGACUUGGAAUCCUCCUAUCUUUGUGAAUAUGAUUAUGUAAAGGUAGACACUGAAGACCAAGUGUUGGCGAUCUUCUGUGGCAGGGAGACCACGGACACAGAGCAGACCCCUGGCCAAGAAGCAGUCCUUUCCCCUGGCUCCUUCAUGUCCAUCACUUUUCGGUCAGAUUUCUCCAAUGAGGAACGAUUCACAGGCUUUGAUGCCCACUACAUGGCUGUGGAUGUUGACGAGUGCACAGAGCGGGAGGAUGAGGAGCUGUCCUGUGACCACUACUGCCAUAACUACAUCGGUGGCUACUACUGCUCUUGCCGGUUUGGCUACCUCCUCCACACAGAUAACAGGACCUGCCGAGUGGAGUGCAGUGACAACCUCUUUACCCAGAGGACCGGCAUGAUCACAAGCCCAGACUUCCCCAACCCUUACCCCAAGAGCUCUGAAUGUUUGUAUACGAUAGAGCUGGAGGAAGGUUUCAUGGUCAGCCUGCAAUUUGAGGACAUUUUCGACAUUGAAGACCAUCCUGAGGUGUCCUGCCCUUACGACUACAUCAAGAUUAAAGCUGGUCUGAAAAUUUUGGGACCUUUUUGUGGAGAGAAAGCCCCAGAAACCAUCAAUACCCAGAGCCACAGUGUCCAGAUCCUGUUCCACAGUGACAACUCCGGUGAGAACCGAGGCUGGAAGCUCUCCUAUAAGGCAGCAGGGAAUGAGUGCCCAGAGCUACAGCCCCCUGUCGAUGGGAAAAUAGAGCCGUUGCAGACCAAGUAUUUCUUCAAAGACCAAGUGCUCAUCAGCUGUAACACAGGCUACAAAGUGCUAAAGGAUAAUGUGGAGAUGGACACAUUCCAGAUUGAGUGUCUGAAGGAUGGGUCAUGGAGUAACAAGAUUCCCACCUGUAAAGUUGCAGACUGCAGAGCCCCAGCAGAGCUGGAACAUGGGCUCCUCACCUUCUCCACCAGGAACAACCUCACCACAUACAAAUCUGAGGUUAUUUACUCCUGCCAGCAGCCCUAUUACAAGAUGCUCCCCAAUAUCACAGGGAUAUAUACCUGUUCUUCCCAAGGCAUCUGGAUGAACAAAAUACUGGGGAGAAGGCUGCCCACUUGCCUGCCAGCAUGUGGUCAGCCCUCCCGCUCCCUACCAAACCUGGUCAAGCGGAUCAUUGGGGGGAGAAAUGCUGAGCCUGGCCUCUUCCCAUGGCAGGCCCUGAUAGUGGUUGAGGACACCUCCAGGGUGCCAAAUGACAAGUGGUUUGGGAGUGGAGCCCUGCUCUCUGAGUCCUGGAUCCUCACAGCAGCCCAUGUACUACGCUCCCAGCGCAGGGAUAACACUGUGAUCCCAGUCUCCAAGGAACACGUCACCGUCUACCUGGGUCUCCAUGAUGUACGGGACAAGUCAGGGGCUGUCAAUAGCUCAGCAGCCCGUGUGGUGCUCCACCCAGACUUCAACAUUCAGAACUAUAACCAUGACAUAGCUCUGGUGAAGCUACAGGAGCCUGUGCCCCUGGGGCCCCAUGUCAUGCCUGUCUGUCUGCCAACACUUGAGCCUGAGGGCCCAGCACCCCACAUGCUGGGCCUGGUGGCCGGCUGGGGCAUCUCCAAUCCUAAUGUGACAGUGGAUGAGAUCAUCAGCAGUGGCACACGAACUUUGUCAGAUGUCCUGCAAUAUGUCAAGUUACCUGUGGUGCCACAUGCCGAGUGCAAAACCAGCUAUGAGUCCCGCUCAGGCAACUACAGUGUCACAGAGAACAUGUUCUGCGCUGGUUACUAUGAGGGUGGCAAGGACACGUGCCUUGGGGAUAGUGGCGGAGCCUUUGUCAUCCUUGAUGACUUAACCCAACGCUGGGUGGCUCAAGGCCUGGUGUCUUGGGGGGGCCCUGAAGAAUGUGGCAGCAAGCAGGUCUAUGGGGUCUAUACCAAAGUCUCCAACUAUGUGGACUGGGUAUGGGAGCAGAUAGGCUCCCCACAGGGUAUUGGGGAGCUCCAGGUGGAGCGGUGAGCCAACUUUUGUCCAUAGGGCCUGCCUGCCCUACUCCAGCCUCAAAUGAGACUACACCACACACUCCCAACAACGCACUCCAUGUUACUCAUUAGACCAAAGGAAUUGGAAUAAACUGGCCCCACAUGGCUCCCAUCCUCCCCAGACAGCCUAAGGAGUCCCUGAGGGACAGCAGUGUGGUAUAAGAGGAAGGCUCUGGACAAGAGUCCUGGGUAUGUGAUCCUGGCCAAGACCCUCUCCUCUCUGGGCCUCACUCAGCCUACUGACACAAUGAAGGGAUUAGGUCAGCUGAACUCUAGGCAAGUUCCAGCACUCUUUUCCAGGCCACCCUUGAUCCCAGUGGCUUUUACUCACUCUUACUCACUUGUCACACCCAUUGGCCCCCUAUUGAUGUAACUG